GUGGUGGAGGAGGAGGAGGAGGAGGAGGGGGGGGUGUUGGUGGAAGGGGAGGGGGUGGUGGUGAACCUCCCGUGGUUUGCCGACUUGGACCCUCCAGAGCCCGAGGUGGUGGCGAGCAUCAUUGAGGAGGUGGAGCGAAUGCUGUCGAACGAGGCCCUAUCACGUGACCCCUUUCUGCUCAAGCACGUGCGCCGCAACGGCCCGGGCUACGUGAGCGUCAAACUCCUGACCUCUCUACGCGGGGUGCGGCGGCUGACUCGCGACUGGAGGGUCUCCUCCUUGGCGCUGCGCCGCUCCUCCCACCUGCAACUCAACGCAGCCGGCACCAAGGUCCGGCGCCUCGACAGCCUCCCCACUCACCUCCUCGCUCCUCCGGCCUCCCCCGGUGCGGCCGCUUUAUCUGGUGGUGACGGUGACAUCCGGCAGACACCGUCGCCUCCUCCGGACGUUUGCGCUGCCGGCCUUGGCUCCCCCGGCCUUCGAGCCGGUGCAGCAGAGGGCAGCGGCGGCAGCGGCAGACAGAGCAUGGCCACUCAGUGCGGCCUGGGCGAUGAAGGCUCCUCCGCGUGUUCGGAGCCGCACGGUGACGACGGUAAUGACGACGAUGGCGACGGUGGCGCAGAGGGGCAGCAGAGGGCGGCGAGCGGCGGUGGCGCUCUCCGUCUUGGCGGCCCCGGCGCCGGCUCGCUGGCGGUGGCAGUGGUGCUGGCAAAAGAUGCCAUAAGCGUCGGCACCCAGACCCCGUGCGACCCGUCGCCGGUCGGCCGCGCUGAUUUCGACUACGACGUGUGGGUCAACGAGUGGCCGUGUUGCGACCGUGACCAUGUUUACAGCGGCGGCUAUGACGACGUCUGCGACUGUAGUGACGACUCUGAUGGCGGCGGCGGCGAUGGCGAUGGUGGUGGGAUCUUUGAGGUGAUGGCGUACAGCCCCUGGGUGGUUCGCCACCGGCUGGCCGCACUGCGUGCCGCUCGCUCUGGAGGUGCCGGUGCGAUCGGUGCCGGCGGCGGCUAUGGUGGUGGUGGUGGCUCCGCGAGACUCUCCUCCUCCUCCUCCCCGCGGAUCCUGCGUCUUCCCCGGGGUCCCGACGGCACGGGUGGCUUCGCGCAGCGCGGUGCGGUGGCCGGGCACGGGCAGCAGCCCGACGGCGCCACCGCCCCCGGUAGCGCCGUCGGCGAGGCGGCGGCGAUUUACGUGGACGGAGACCGGUGGGACCUGAGUUGGGGCCCUGGGCCCUCUUCGUCCCUGCACUGACGACGGCGUCUCUCGCCCCAACGUCUGGUGGUGGUGGUGAUGGUGAUGGUGGUGGUGAUGGUGGUGGUGAUGGAGGAUUAGUGUGUCCAGGGUCCCCGUUGGCUUUGCAUGCCGCGGCGUCUCCUAGACCCCAAGGCACCGUGCGUUUCAUGCUGAGCAAUGUAGCACUCUGUCCAUCCGUCAUCGCGGGGUCGUUGAUUUCCGAUGAUGGCGAUGACCGUGGGGUUACGCGCAUGCCACGUGAUUGCGUGGAUGGCCGCUCCAUUAACCAACCUGCAGCAGGUUCCCUUGCAUU
Lethenteron reissneri (Far Eastern brook lamprey) is the source of this 1549-nucleotide messenger RNA. RefSeq names its product La ribonucleoprotein 6, translational regulator (gene LARP6). NCBI's taxonomy places the organism in Eukaryota, Metazoa, Chordata, Hyperoartia, Petromyzontiformes, Petromyzontidae. Gene Ontology annotation, molecular function: mRNA binding. The record is from RefSeq and is a predicted model, not a curated record. Gene Ontology annotation, cellular component: nucleus.